CGGUGACUCAUCACUAAUUCGAAAAAUCGCAAAUAAACAGUUUACUGACAAGGGUAAGAAUUAAGUUGAUAAUUAUUUAUUAAUAUUAUGGAAGAAAUCGGUAUUACAAUCAUUGAAAAGGACGAUGUCAUUGGAGAUCAGCGUACAUCAGGACAUAUUACUGCACCAUCCCCUGAUGACUUUGAUGUUGAUGAUUUGUACACUAAAUACAAGAAGUUACAAAGACAGUUAGAGUUUCUAGAAGUGCAGGAAGAAUAUAUUAAAGAUGAACAAAAGAAUUUGAAAAAAGAAUAUCUUCAUGCUCAGGAGGAAGUGAAAAGAAUUCAAAGUGUUCCCUUGGUUAUUGGACAGUUUCUUGAAGCAGUUGACCCUAAUACAGGAAUUGUUGGAUCAACUACUGGUUCCAAUUACUAUGUCCGUAUACUAUCUACAAUUGAUAGGGAAUUGCUGAAACCUAGCUCCAGUGUUGCCUUACAUAAACAUAGUAAUGCCUUAGUUGAUGUUCUUCCACCUGAAGCUGACAGCAGUAUAUCAAUGUUAAGAGCAGAUGAAAAGCCAGAUGUUAAAUAUGCUGAUAUUGGAGGAUUAGACAUUCAGAAACAAGAAAUAAGAGAAGCCGUUGAGUUGCCUCUAACUCAUUUUGAAUUAUAUAAACAAAUUGGAAUUGAUCCACCUCGUGGUGUGUUGAUGUAUGGACCACCAGGAUGUGGAAAGACCAUGUUAGCUAAAGCUGUAGCUCACCACACUACUGCUGCUUUUAUCAGAGUCGUUGGAUCUGAGUUUGUACAGAAAUAUCUUGGUGAAGGUCCUCGAAUGGUGAGGGAUGUCUUCCGACUUGCUAGAGAAAAUGCACCCGCUAUAAUAUUUAUUGAUGAAAUUGAUGCUAUUGCUACCAAGCGUUUUGAUGCUCAAACUGGAGCUGAUAGAGAGGUUCAGCGUAUUCUUUUGGAGCUCUUAAAUCAAAUGGAUGGCUUCGAUCAAACUACAAAUGUGAAGGUAAUAAUGGCAACUAACAGAGCUGAUACUUUGGAUCCUGCUUUGCUACGGCCUGGUCGUUUGGAUCGUAAAAUUGAAUUUCCACUACCCGAUCGACGUCAGAAACGAUUAAUUUUCUCAACAAUCACUACUAGUAUGAAUUUGAGUGAUGAAGUUGAUUUGGAAGAUUAUGUAGCUCGUCCUGAUAGAAUAUCUGGUGCUGACAUAAAUGCAAUUUGCCAGGAGGCUGGAAUGCACGCUGUCAGGGAAAACAGAUAUGUUGUUCUUGCGAAAGACUUUGAAAAAGGCUAUAAAAAUAAUAUUAAGAAAGAUGAAUCAGAACAUGAGUUUUAUAAAUAAGCAUUUUAAGAACAUUUGUGUAUUUUCAUUCUACUUCUAGUUGUGUUAUGACUAAAAAUAAAAUUUUUAUUAAAAGAA
This is a messenger RNA of Argiope bruennichi, 1413 nucleotides long. It is a transcript of the gene Rpt3, whose product is annotated as 26S proteasome regulatory subunit 6B. Gene Ontology annotation, cellular component: proteasome regulatory particle, base subcomplex. NCBI's taxonomy places the organism in Eukaryota, Metazoa, Arthropoda, Arachnida, Araneae, Araneidae. The transcript has 9 exons. The record is from RefSeq and is a predicted model, not a curated record. Bases 88 to 1335 code for a protein of 415 amino acids. Gene Ontology annotation, molecular function: ATP hydrolysis activity; proteasome-activating activity; ATP binding. Gene Ontology annotation, biological process: proteasome-mediated ubiquitin-dependent protein catabolic process.